AUGCCGAGGCGGUGUUUGCUUUUCAUUUCCUUGAACAGCUGCCUCACGGUCGUUGUCCCGUAUAUCAAUGUGGCUGCAGCUGGAACUGGAGAUCAGCAGGAGCAACAGCAACAGGAGCAGCAGCAGCCGGCGGCAGCAGUUGACGCCGCCAAAAUAGAGAACCUAGCAACUGUACAGAAGGCCAGUCCCGCCGUGGGACUGCGCUUAAUGGGCAUCCUGCCGUGUGCAUUGCAGUGGCAGUCAUCGCAGACAGCAGCAGCCCCAGGCAAGGCGCCUAAAAUGGACUACUUGGGCACAGCGCGAUCCAGUAGCAGUCCCUAUGUGCUGCCAACCAUCAGCAGUUGCUGCACCAACAGCGCGAAUCCGCCAGCUCCAGCAACUAGUUGCUGUCAGGAUUGUCGCUGUUGUAGACAGAGCUAUGAGCAUUUGCCCGUGCCACGUAUGCAGCAGCCGCCACAGGUGAUCGCUGCCAUGCAGCAGCACCAGGCAUCUCAACAGGCAGGACAUCAGCAUCAGCAUCAGCAUCAACUGCAGCACCAGCAGCAGCAUCAACAUCAGCUGCAACACCAGCAGCCUCCUCCGCAACAGCAGCCAGCGCAGAGCAGCUGCAUCACAACGCUGCAACAGACUACAACAACACAGCAGAUGCAGCCGUUGUCCUGCCUGGAAGCAGCUGCGACGCCUGCGCAGCAGCACGCAACCACGUCAACAACUUAUUUGAACAAUCCGCCACCUGCAACAGCCUCACAUUGUCACAUCAGCUGCAACAGACACAACAGCAAUUACAAUGCUUUUAGCCUACCCAAUGGUUGCAACGACAACAACAUUAAUCCGCCAACGCCUGCCUUCGCAAACAACAGCUACAAUAAUGCACCCCCUAUGAUUUUUGUGCCCUUCAGUGUGCCCGUGCCACAUCAACAACAGCAACAACAACAGCCGCUGCAAUAUGCACCACAGCAGCUACAUUCCUUGCCUGCUGUAAAAAACUCAAUGCCGCCAUUGGGCCAGACCCCAGCACCACCACCACCGCAGCCGCCGCCGCUGGUGCUGCCGCUUGCAUUUCAUUGCCCUUAUCCGCCUCCAGUUCCGGCAUUGUCGUCGUUGCCACAGCCGCCAAUAUCCGGCCCGCUGCCCCCAAGAGCACCACCAACACCGCCGCCCCGCAUUGUGUUGCCGCUCAAAGCGGUCGCAGCAGCUGCCAUUAGAGCGCAUCAGAAGAACGGCAAAUUGCCCCGCAACCUGCCCGCAUUGCGUGCCAUGGAGAUGGCCCUGCGCACCAACUCGUUUGCCACAACUGGAGGCGUCAUACAGCCCAUGGAGGAGGCCGACAAUAGCGACUCGGAAAUGGAGUACAUGAUACCGUUACACAGUGAGUAG
Drosophila montana is the source of this 1377-nucleotide messenger RNA. RefSeq lists its product as uncharacterized. The record is from RefSeq and is a predicted model, not a curated record. NCBI's taxonomy places the organism in Eukaryota, Metazoa, Arthropoda, Insecta, Diptera, Drosophilidae. Bases 1 to 1377 code for a protein of 458 amino acids. The transcript has 3 exons.